Molecule: messenger RNA, 2097 nt
Organism: Scophthalmus maximus (turbot)
Lineage: Eukaryota; Metazoa; Chordata; Actinopteri; Pleuronectiformes; Scophthalmidae
Gene: cnn3a
Product: calponin 3, acidic a
Exons: 6
Coding region: 218-1330 (370 amino acids)
Biological process (GO): actomyosin structure organization
Molecular function (GO): actin binding
Source: RefSeq, a predicted model, not a curated record
UAGCAAACAGAGCGAGAGGGUUUGAUUCUCUUCACUCGUGCGGACUCAACGGAAUAUUCUCUCCCUGCUUCUGGAAGUCGAAGCGGACAAAGUAGAAGAAGAAGAAGAAGAAGAAGAAGAAGACGCAGCUGCUGCCUGAUAGGACUUUCUUUUUCUUUUCCUCUUUUUAAUCUGGCUACACUGUAGCGGAGGAUAUUUCAUCCGCGACACCGACAGAAUGACUCACUUCAACAAGGGGCCAUCGUACGGACUAUCCGCAGAAGUGAGAAGCAAGAUUGCUCAGAAAUAUGACGUGCAGAAGGAGGAGGAGCUCCGCUUCUGGAUCGAGGAGGUGACGGGAAUGUCCAUCGGAGAGAACUUCCAGAAAGGGUUGAAGGACGGAGUCAUCCUCUGCGAACUGAUCAACAAGGUGCAUCCUGGUUCAGUAAAGAAAGUCAACUUCUCCCAGUUGAACUGGCACAAGCUGGAAAACAUCGGCAACUUCAUCAAGGCCAUCCUGGCCUACGGCGUGAAGCCCAACGACAUCUUCGAGGCCAACGACCUGUUCGAGAGCGGGAACAUGACUCAAGUCCAGACCACACUGCUCGCGCUGGCCAACCUGGUGAGUGAACACGCACAGCACACAGAGGGUCGUUGUCCCACCGAGGAAGGAACACGUCCUCCUUUCUUUAGAGGACACAAAUCACAUCAGUCCAUUGACCAGCUUGUCCUUUCUCUCCGUCAGGCGAAGACCAAAGGUAUCGACACGAAGGUUGACAUCGGGGUGAAAUACUCAGACAAACAAGCUCGGCAUUUCGACGACGAGAAGAUCAAGGCCGGGCAGUGUGUCAUCGGACUGCAGAUGGGAACGAACAAGUGUGCGAGUCAGGCCGGGAUGACCGCCUACGGAACCAGACGACAUCUGUACGACCCGAAGACUCAGACCGACAAGCCGUACGACCAGACCACCAUCAGCCUGCAGAUGGGAACCAACAAAGGAGCAAGCCAGGCGGGCAUGUCGGCCCCCGGCACCCGGAGGGACAUCUUCGACCAGAAGGUGGCGACGCAGCCGCUGGACAACUCCACCAUCUCCCUCCAGAUGGGCACCAACAAGGUGGCGUCCCAGCGCGGCAUGAGCGUGUACGGCCUGGGCCGCCAGGUCUACGACCCCAAGUACUGCGCGCCGCCCACGGAGCCCGUCAUCCACACCAACGGCAGCCAGGGCACCGGCACCAACGGCUCCGAGAUCAGCGACAGUGACUAUCAGGCCGAGUUCCAGGAGGACGAGUACCACGGCGGUUACCACGACAACUACAGCUCCCACUACAACGACCAGGGCAUUGACUAUUAGCGGCGACGUCCCCCCUCCCCCUCGGCGCAGUAUUAACACAUGUACUCUACACAGACCAGAGCAAGUCUUUUGCUAUCCUCACUAGUCUUUUUAUUCUCUUGAAGCAAAAAAAAAAAGAAAUGUUGCCUUUUGAGCGCUUCCCUUCUUGGCCUAGACUCGUUUUCAUCCGAGCAGCGGCGGUCGCAAGAAGUUGUAGUUGCAUAGAAUAAUGAGAUACAGUGGUGAACGUGUUUUUUUUUUUUAAGCUGAAGAGCAAUCGUUUUAAUACCCACUUUUUAAGAAAAGAAAAAAAGAUUGAACACUGAAGUAGUGAUUACUUUGUUGACAGACGGUGUAGCGUUAGAUGAAGCCGCUGUAUACCGAUGUUUUAUAAUUCACGUUCUCGACGUGAACGUCCUCGACAACGAGCUGAUUUACAGUAAUGUGCCUCCUGCUCUUCCCUGUGCGUCCAUACACCCAGCCACAGUUUGUGAUACUGAUAUUCCUUCUUUUCCAUUUUUGUACUACAUUUAAUCACUAGGUAGUUUUUUUUUUUCUUAAAGUGAUGAGCAUUAAAAAAAUCCUGACGGCCGACUCUACGCUCUAAGCCAGACUUCCACGUGCCGUCACGUGACCCUCCGUGUAUUUUCAUAUCGUUCCCCCUCGUCGUUUUCCCCCCAAACUGUAUUUAUUGUGGUGACUCUCAAUACAAAAACAGUCCACUGUCAUAUGGUUUGUAAAAAAUAAAAUGGUAUGUUAUAAAUAAAACCUUAAAAUUCUUAAUUGUC